UGAAUGAAUAUUGAGAGGAAGCAAAACAGUGUCUCUGUAUUCAACGUGGGAGUGUGACUCUCUCUGAAGCAUUCGCUCCUCUUCCUUCAUCCAUAACCACAACAACAUGCCCUCAGCUCAGGAUCCAUUCUACGUUGUCAAGGCCGAGAUUCAAGAAUCUAUUGACAAGUUGCAAUCUGUAUUUCGCCAAUGGGAACGCGCUCCUGAUGCUGUGGAGCGAGGACAUCUUACAAAGGAGGUUCUUGCGGGAUGUGGGAGCAUAGAAUGGCAGGUGGAUGAAUUGGACAAAGCAAUUGCUGUUGCAUCUAAAGAACCUUCUUGGUAUGGCAUUGAUGAAGUGGAGAUUGAAAACCGGAGGAGAUGGACAAGCAGUGCUCGUACUCAGGUUGGCGCAGUGAAGAAAACAGUGGAAGGUGGAAAGGGAUCAAGUACAACAAGCCAUCAAAGUGUUAGAGGGAUGCACCAAGAAUUAAUGAGGCUACCGAAUUCCCAUCAAACUAAUACAUCCAACCAUUAUGCUGCCGAAGAUGAUGAUUUCAUACAAUCAGAAUCAGAUAGGCAGAUGCUUCUUAUAAAGAGACAGGAUGAGGAGUUGGAUGAGCUUAGUUCAAGUGUGCAAAGAAUUGGAGGUGUUGGACUUACAAUACAUGAUGAACUCAUCGCACAGGAAAGGAUUGUAGAUGAACUUGGUAAUGAGAUGGACAGCACAACAAAUCGUCUAGAUUUCGUCCAAAAAAAAGUGGCAAUGGUCAUGAAGAAGGCUAGUGCAAAGGGCCAGCUCAUGAUGAUAUUGGGUUUGUUGGCCCUGUUUAUUUUCCUCUUUAUCUUGGUGUUCUUCACCUAGUCAUGGAGACGAGGCCAGUCUCUGCGCUGUUUGUACAUGGAAAAGGGAUAUCAUUUUUUGUGGAGAUGCACAUGUCUUAGUUAAAUGGAAGCCUUCUUGUUGUUGGUUUCUCUAGCCAUAGGCAGUAGAAAAUUCUGAUUAUGAUGGAAAAAGGGGGAAUGUACUUCCAGAUUUAUAGGAUUUUGACUAUGGACAAGGUGGAUUUGCAUAAAUGGUGUUAGUGGUAUCGUUUUUUAAACCA
Molecule: messenger RNA, 1085 nt
Organism: Lotus japonicus
Lineage: Eukaryota; Viridiplantae; Streptophyta; Magnoliopsida; Fabales; Fabaceae
Product: syntaxin-61-like
Exons: 7
Coding region: 107-844 (245 amino acids)
Biological process (GO): Golgi vesicle transport
Cellular component (GO): membrane
Source: RefSeq, a predicted model, not a curated record